UUUAGGUUUCAAUUUACCACAAAAAAUCGAAAAGACUUCUCAAUUCCUCAGAACUCACAGCCAGCUCAAAUUCCUCACCGGAGCCAUCAUCAAUGGCCGCCCUUCACCAAACCGCCGCCUCUCUCCAGGCCAAGCUCCUUCCAACCAUCCGAAUCUCCCGAACCACUCCCGUAAACCUCUCCUUCUCCGCCACUUUUCCUUCUCGCAGUCUCCGCCUCGGCCACCACCGCUCUCACGGCGGCGCAAAAAUGUCCGCCACAGCCGCCGGAAGCUACGCCGCAGCGCUGGCCGAAGUCGCAGCCUCGAACAACACGCUGGACGCCACAAGCAGCGACGUGGAGAAGAUCGAGAGCGUGUUCGCGGAUUCGCAAGUGUUCGAUUUCUUUGCGAAUCCAACGAUUGGCGUCGAGAAGAAACUAGAAGUGGUGGAUGAAAUCGCUACAUCCUCAUCUCUACAGCCGCAUUCGGCGAAUUUCUUGAAGAUCCUGGUGGACGCAAAGAGGAUCGACAUCCUGAAAGAGAUCGUGACGGAGUUUGAAUUGGUUUACAACAAGAUUACGAACACGGAGCUUGCGGUGGUGAGUUCGGUUGUGCAAUUGGAGCAACAGCAUUUGGCGCAGAUCGCGAAGCAGGUGCAGAAAUUGAGUGGAGCGAAGAAUGUGAGGAUAAAGACGCAGAUCGAUCCGAGUUUGGUGGCUGGAUUCACAGUCAGGUUUGGAAAUUCUGGAUCAAAACUUAUUGAUUUGAGCGUCAAGAAACAGCUCGAGGAAAUUGCUGCUCAGAUUGAUCUUGGCAAUAUUCAACUGGCUGUAUAAAUUUACAAAUGCAUUUUGUGAAUUUUUUGCUUUUUGUUGAGUGGUAAUUAUUGAGACUAUAUAUAAAUAUAUAUAUGUGAUGUAAUUUAUUCGAAUUGCUUUGAAUCCUUAAUUUGGUAAUUUUGUAAAUUUCUUGGCCGCAAGGUCGUGUUUGUUGGAACUAUCAUACUUGUAUGAUUUAAAUUCUAAAUGAGAAGGAAAAAAAAACCCUUGAAAUUUGUAA
Molecule: messenger RNA, 1038 nt
Organism: Benincasa hispida (wax gourd)
Lineage: Eukaryota; Viridiplantae; Streptophyta; Magnoliopsida; Cucurbitales; Cucurbitaceae
Gene: ATPD
Product: F-type H+-transporting ATPase subunit delta
Biological process (GO): proton motive force-driven ATP synthesis
Cellular component (GO): membrane
Molecular function (GO): proton-transporting ATP synthase activity, rotational mechanism
Source: RefSeq, a predicted model, not a curated record